Molecule: messenger RNA, 388 nt
Organism: Phaethon lepturus (White-tailed tropicbird)
Lineage: Eukaryota; Metazoa; Chordata; Aves; Phaethontiformes; Phaethontidae
Product: N-acetyllactosaminide beta-1,6-N-acetylglucosaminyl-transferase, isoform A-like
Exons: 1
Biological process (GO): transforming growth factor beta receptor signaling pathway
Cellular component (GO): membrane
Molecular function (GO): acetylglucosaminyltransferase activity
Source: RefSeq, a predicted model, not a curated record
GAGGCUGAACUUCUCGGUGAGUUCAACUUUAGCAGAAGCAUGUAAAGCACUUAUUGAAGAUAAGGCACCCUUUCUGAAGGAAAAUGCUUUAAAAACGUCAUUCAGAGAAUCCAGUUGCACGGAGUACAUCACGCAGAACCACUACAUCACCCGCGCCCUCUCAGCCGAGGAGGCCGCCUUCCCCAUUGCCUACGUCAUGACCCUGCACAAGGAGUUUGAGACCUUCGAGCGGCUCUUCAGGGCGGUGUACAUGCCCCAAAAUGUCUACUGCGUCCACGUGGACACCAAGGCGCCGGCCCCCUUCCGGCAGGCGGUGCGGCGCCUGGUGGGCUGCUUCCCCAACGCCUUCCUCGCCUCCCGGGCGGAGCGGGUGGUCUACGGCGGCGCC